Messenger RNA from Hordeum vulgare subsp. vulgare (domesticated barley), 576 nucleotides. RefSeq lists its product as uncharacterized. Bases 67 to 372 code for a protein of 101 amino acids. The record is from RefSeq and is a predicted model, not a curated record. The transcript has 3 exons. NCBI's taxonomy places the organism in Eukaryota, Viridiplantae, Streptophyta, Magnoliopsida, Poales, Poaceae.
UAAGGAGAACUUGGGGAGCGCCGGUCAUGCCAACAUGCCAGGCCAGCUAUCUAUAUAAGCCAAGUUAUGUAUUGCUCGGAUGCUUCAGUCAGCGCUGAGAGGAAGAAGAAGAGGAAGAUGAGCUCCGGUUGGGUUGGUAGAGCUUCCCUCGUUCUUCUACUGCUCAUCGUCGUUUCGGUUUGCGCCGCAGGAGGCACCAGGGGUCUGGCCGAAGAAAAGUUUCAGAAGGAGCAUCACAACGCUGCGGCCAAAGAAGGAACAACAGCUCCAGGCAGCCAUCCGAGGAACCUCAUGGUGAAGACGAACGACUACGGCCGCUACGACCCGACUCCAGCGUUCUCCAGGCCUCACUUCAAGCCUAUACCCCACUGAUCUGCUGUGCUCCUGCACAGUCACAUAUAUAUAUGGUUAAACUAAUUAAAAAUAUAUAUACGUAUGUAACUAGAUCAGAAUUGAGGUGUAGUACUACGGUUAUCGUUUGUGUAACGUAUAUGCAGAUGUACAUAUUAUAGGUUCGACACCGGUUCCGCAAGUUUGUAACAUAUAUUAUAGCAAGAUGUUAUGUUUAUAGUGUUA